CGCUGGGCCCGCACGUGGAGGCCGGCGCGGGGGCGCGGGCAGGGCCGGCUGCUGAGACGCGCUGCUGCCCCCCGCGCGGGCGCCGCGGCUUCAAUGGCGCCAUCGCCCAGGACCGGCAGCCGGCAAGAUGCGACCACCCUGCCCAGCAUGUCCUCAACUUUUUGGGCGUUCAUGAUCCUGGCCAGCCUGCUCAUCGCCUACUGCAGUCAGCUGGCCGCCGGCACCUGUGAGAUUGUGACCCUGGACCGGGAUAGCAGCCAGCCCCGGAGGACGAUCGCCCGGCAGACGGCUCGCUGUGCAUGCAGGAAAGGGCAGAUCGCUGGCACCACGAGAGCGCGGCCCGCCUGUGUGGACGCAAGAAUUAUCAAGACAAAGCAGUGGUGUGACAUGCUCCCGUGCCUGGAGGGGGAAGGCUGUGACCUGUUAAUCAACCGCUCAGGCUGGACGUGCACGCAGCCCGGCGGGAGGAUAAAAACCACCACGGUAGGUGCCCCCGCUGUCCUGUGA
This is a messenger RNA of Otolemur garnettii (small-eared galago), 507 nucleotides long. RefSeq names its product family with sequence similarity 19 member A5, C-C motif chemokine like (gene TAFA5). Lineage: Eukaryota; Metazoa; Chordata; Mammalia; Primates; Galagidae. The transcript is spliced from 3 exons. Gene Ontology annotation, biological process: G protein-coupled receptor signaling pathway. Gene Ontology annotation, molecular function: G protein-coupled receptor binding; receptor ligand activity. The coding region runs from base 94 to 507 and encodes 137 amino acids. The record is from RefSeq and is a predicted model, not a curated record.